AUGUCACGUCAAAAAAUGUGAAGCGGUCAGUGAUAAUCCAAUAGUCCUUACAACCAUCAAUUACGACAGUGAUUAACACAAUUGAAAGUUUUUUUAUCUGCAUGCCAUGCCUUAGAGCCAAGCAAUAGAGCAUUUAAGAAAAAUUGAAGCGUGCCAGUAUCAGAAAAUACAAUAUUUUAAUUUAAAUUUAACACCAAUAUACAUCAUAAAUUCAUAAUAUCAAUGUUCUUAGAGUCGUAAUGACAUACAAAUAGAAAAAUCCACGUCUAUUGAUUACGCGAUUACUUUGUCUUUAUAGAUAUCACAGUCCUUCACUUUGCAGCAUCAUCUGGUUCACUGGAAAAUGUCAAAUGUUUAGUUGAACAUGGUGCUGAUGUAAAUUGUGAGAGGCGUAACUUUGGUAGUGCUCUUCACGCUGCAGCGUUAUCUGGUUCACUGGAAAUUGUCAAAUAUUUAGUUGAACAUGGUGCUGAUGUAAAUUGUGAGAGGCGUAAUUUUGGUAGUGCUCUUCACGAUGCAGCGUUAUCUGGUUCACUGGAAAUUGUCAAAUAUUUAGUUGAACAUGGUGCUGAUGUAAAUUGUGAGAGGCGUAAUUUUGGUAGUGCUCUUCGCGAUGCAGCGUUAUCUGGUUCACUGGAAAUUGUCAAAUAUUUAGUUGAAAAUGGUGCUGAUGUAAAUUGUGAGAGGCGUAACUUUGGUAGUGCUCUUUACGAUGCUGCGUUAUCUGGUUCACUGGAAAUUGUCAAAUAUUUAGUUGAAAAUGGUGCUGAUGUAAAUUGUGAGAGGCGUAACUUUGGUAGUGCUCUUUACGAUGCUGCGUUAUCUGGUUCACUGGAAAUUGUCAAAUAUUUAGUUGAAAAUGGUGCUGAUGUAAAUUGUGAGAGGCGUAACUUUGGUAGUGCUCUUUACGAUGCUGCGUUAUCUGGUUCACUGGAAAUUGUCAAAUAUUUAGUUGAAAAUGGUGCUGAUGUAAAUUGUGAGAGGCGUAACUUUGGUAGUGCUCUUUACGAUGCUGCGUUAUCUGGUUCACUGGAAAUUGUCAAAUAUUUAGUUGAAAAUGGUGCUGAUGUAAAUUGUGAGAGGCGUAACUUUGGUAGUGCUCUUUACGAUGCUGCGUUAUCUGGUUCACUGGAAAUUGUCAAAUAUUUAGUUGAAAAUGGUGCUGAUGUAAAUUGUGAGAGGCGUAACUUUGGUAGUGCUCUUUACGAUGCAGCGUUAGCUGGUUCACUGGAAAUUGUCAAAUAUUUAGUUGAAUAUGGUGCUAAUGUAAAUUGUGAGAGGCGUAACUUUGGCAGUGCUCUUCACGCUGCAGUAUUAUCUGGUUCACUGGAAAUUGUCAAAUAUUUAGUUGAAUAUGGUGCUGAUGUAAAUUGUGAGAGGCGUAAUUUUGGUAGUGCUCUUCACGCUGCAGCAUUAUCUGGUUCACUGGAAAUUGUCAAAUAUUUAGUUGAACAUGGUGCUGAUGUUAAUUGUAAAAAGCGUGUCGUUGGUACUCCUCCUAAGUCUACAGUAUCAUCUGGUUCACUGGAAAUUGUCAAAUAUUUAGUUGAACAUGGUGCUGAUGUAACAAAUGAAGAAAUUCUAAUUCUGGCUUGUGAACAUGGAAAUGCGCUAGUUGUUGACUACCAUUUCCAACAUCUGGAACUGAAGAAGUCCAAUAAACAUCGCGAAAAAAUUCAGGUUUUGAAAGCAAUGGACGAUGAAAACUUCGCAAAG
Molecule: messenger RNA, 1716 nt
Organism: Paramuricea clavata
Lineage: Eukaryota; Metazoa; Cnidaria; Anthozoa; Malacalcyonacea; Plexauridae
Source: the annotation of a GenBank genome assembly